Messenger RNA from Symbiodinium sp. CCMP2456, 2160 nucleotides. The record is from the annotation of a GenBank genome assembly. NCBI's taxonomy places the organism in Eukaryota, Dinophyceae, Suessiales, Symbiodiniaceae.
GUCGUGUCCGUGACCGAUCAGCUGUUGGCUGCUGCCGAGCACUUCAAGCCCAUCUUCGAGGAAACGGUGAACGCACUUUGCCAGCACGUCCAGGACAAGCUCGCCGACAAAGCCGCCAAAGACAGGUUGGAGGGCAAGGACGGCCCCGAGGAAUCCACCGAGUACGAGCUCAUUCUUGGCCCACUCAAGGAUCCUGUGCGGGUCCACGAGAAGGCCGUUGACGACUAUGCCGACCGCUUCAAGGAGCAUCUCGCUGAAGCAAACGUGGUGGAUGUGAUCCGAGCGAGGUUAGUUUGCAGCAGUGGCAAGCAGAUGAAGACAUUUCUGGAGAUGAUUGCCAUUGGGUUUCCUUACGAGGUGGACGGAAAGGCGGUGAAACUCGAGCUUGCCCGCGUGAAGAACAAGUUCUCUUCCAAGGACAGCGAUCCCUCGCGCUUCCGAAACGUGCUGCUGAACCUGGAGCUUUCCUGUGGGCAGAUCUCUCACUUUGUUGAGCUGCAGGUCCACCACGAGUUGAUCCUGGGCUACAACGAAACGAGCCACGCCCAUGACUUCUACGACUACUUCCGGCGGGAGCUACGCAACACUUACGGACAGGACAUGGAGCACAAUCUGAACUUCAUGCUGGAGCAGCGGAUGCAGCUGUUCAAGGAGAUCUCAGAAGUUCCGGUGCUGCUGACCGUGAUGACCAUGGCCUUGCUGAAUUCCAGCCAAAUGCCGGGCAAUCUGCUGGAGCUCUAUGAGCGUGGCCUCCGCAACAUGCUGCUGGGUAGCCUCAAGGAGGAGCAGGCUGGGGAUGACGAAGUCGCUGCAAUCUGGGAGAUGAUGCAGAAGGUGGCUGUGGAGAAUCACUUCAGGCAGAAGCGUAUCUUCACACAGCACGACGUCGAUGAUGCCUUGUCCACAUCGCCCGAGCUACUCCAACGGUGGCUGACCUGCGUGGAAAGAGGCGAGGUUCCUUUCGUGAAGGUCUUGUCUGAUGGCGAGGGUGCCGAGUUCCAGUUCAGGCACUUGAGUUUCCAAGAAGCUCUGGUUGCACGGUGUUUGGCGAGCCGCGAUGGCGAGGAGGAGGAUGCGCCGCCGACAGAAGAGGCACAGACAGUGGCCCAGCGCUUUGUGCAGCAGCAGGGCUCUCUGGCGCAAUUUAUCAACACGCCCUUCUACCUCAAUAUGCUCCGGACCGGGGCGGGGUAUGUUGGCGAUGCCUUUGGCCGCUACUGGACGCUCACGGAGCCUCUCACGGAUGUUGGGCUGCAGAGUCUUUGGUUUCUUCUCCUUGGUGCAAAGCGCGUGGUCUUGGCGAGCAUCCUGCGAACCGGGAAAGAGGCGGAUAGUGGGCUACCGGACGAUUGUGAAGACUGGUAUUCGUCCAUCUUCACCUUUGCAAAGCCGGCCAACAGCGGCACCGUGAUGCACUCACUUCGCGGGCUGAAGAGCAAGGUGGCCAAUUUGGAGAGUAUGCUGCUCACCUACGAAGGGGGCUACAUCCUUUUCCGCUGCAUUUCAAAGCCCCGGCCCGACCAAGCCACAGAAGUUGCAGGCACUUCCUUGCUCAAGAUGACAGCCAUGGGCGGAAAUGACCUGAAGAAGCCAACAGGCGACCUCAACCAAGCUGAGAGAGGGGAGAGGGAAGUUGCGCAGGGUGUCCCCGUCGGCCCAAGUCCCGGAAUUGUGGGAGCGCCUGAGCUCGCAGCCCCAACCCGGGUCUUCUCACUACCCCCAGAGUGGCUCGUCGUCUUAAACUACCGAGCGGCUGUCAUGUGCUUUGCCUUCAUCAACCUCCUGACCAUCGUGCUGAACGUAGCCAUUGCAAUCCUCAACUUGACCGAAUUUCCCUUGGAUUCCAGAGGCGGCGCUUGGCCUUUGAUCGUCUUGGGCGUCGUCUUCAUGCUUGGCCCCAUCUUCGGCCUUAUCGGUGCCAAAUACCUCAAGCGCGGAUUUGUGGCUAUUUAUGUCGGCAUUAGCUUUCUGCUUUGUGCAAGCCAGAUAGCCUUUGCAGUUCUGACAUUCUGGCUUUCAGCGAUCUUCCUUACGUUCGCUCAGGCUUGGUUCACGAAGAUCGCGGCCACCUUUUGGUACUGUUUGGGUACGGUUCCACUUGAGCAUCGCAGCCAACUGUUGGAGCUGAAGGAGGAAGAGGUGCAGAUGGUGUACUGGUAG